Molecule: messenger RNA, 1905 nt
Organism: Bombyx mori (domestic silkworm)
Lineage: Eukaryota; Metazoa; Arthropoda; Insecta; Lepidoptera; Bombycidae
Product: spondin-1
Exons: 10
Coding region: 94-1836 (580 amino acids)
Biological process (GO): cell adhesion
Cellular component (GO): extracellular matrix
Source: RefSeq, a predicted model, not a curated record
UCUUUUAGUCUCUAGAAUACAUUCAGCGCGUUGUUUGAUAAUCGAUUUGUUUUCUCAUUUAAAUUUUGCGCAAAAUUUACAUACAAUUACAAAAUGAAGUCGAUUUGGAGAGCGUUCUUAUUGUUACACUAUUUAAAUUUUCAUAAAAUUAUGUGUUUCCGUUGCGAUCGCCGCCCUUAUGGCUCUACAGCGCCAGCUUCACCACCGGAUGGUCGUUUUCAUCUCAAUGUACUUGGAGUUGAAAAUCAUGCUUACUUACCAGAACAAGUCUAUACAGCACAAAUAACGUCGACCGAUGGCGAAUCCAAAUUUACGGGUUUCAUGAUAUCAGCUGAGGGGGACACUCGACAAGACCCGAAGAACCCACGGAGACUCAUCUCCUUAUUCCCGGGUGAUAUUAGGCCGCAGAAAAUCGAAACGGCUAAGUUUAGUGACCGCUGUCUCUACUCAGUCGAGCAAGCUACGCGCACUUGGAAAACUUCUGUUGAGGUGUUUUGGCAAGCCCCACCCACAGGUCACGGUUGUGUUACAUUGCGUGCUGUGGUAGUUGAAAACGAUGAACAGUGGUUCGAAGAUGGUGCUCCGCUCACGCAAAAGAUCUGCGAGGACUUAAGGCAGCCCGACGACAUGUCGCCACUUAUAAAUUACGAUUGUCAGAUCUGUGAUGAAGCUAAAUAUGAGAUAUCUUUCACCGGCGUUUGGUCCCGUAAUACUCAUCCUCGAUUAUAUCCUGAAAACGUUUGGGUCCCUAGAUUUAGUGAUUUAGUUGGCGCUUCUCACGAUGUGGACUAUUUAAUGUGGAUACCGGGCAACUUGGCCGGUGAAGGAAUGCGGGACUUAGCCGAACAUGCUAAUUCGAGUAAACUCGAAACCGAAAUAAGAGAAAAGAUAGGGGACGGGGUACGUACUCUCAUUAAGGGUAAAGGCCACGGCUAUCGCAAAAUGAACAAUCCAACGUUCGCGAUUUUUCGCGCGGAUAAAAAAAACCAUUUAGUGUCGGUUGCGGUGGCUCUUCAUCCAUCACCAGAUUGGUUUCUUGGAGUUACGAGGUUUGAACUGUGUCAGGAAGAUAAUACUUGGCUACGGGAGAGAGAGUUGAAUCUCUUUCCAUGGGAUGCUGGGACAGACAGCGGUGUAUCGUAUGAGUCACCGAACAUUGAAACGUAUCCGCAAGACACGAUAUCUCGCGUUGCAAUGAGUUCAUACGACAAAAAAUCGCCCUUCUACCAAACGACAAUGACGGAAAUGCAUCCGUUCGGAAAACUCCACAUCAAAUUCAUAAGGAGCUAUCACAGAGAAUGCGAAGACGAGGAAGAAACUACAGAAACGACGAGUCCUGAAGGAGAUCUAGAAAGUACAUCAACCACAGAGACACCUACUACGGAAGAGUCGGAAGGACCUUUCGAGCCAAAGCCGCCAUCCAGGUACCAAAAUCCUGCAAUAGAUAGCGGCGGUUCGGGGCGCGAAGAUCCGAUAGUAUUCGAUCAGGAUUCUUCUGAAGAAUGUCCCAUGUCUGAAUGGCAAGCCUGGAGUUCAUGUGAAGGGCCCUGCGACCACGGACACGUCAAGGGGUACCAAUGGCGGGUGAGGUACCAUCUCGUCGAUGGCAUUGCCGUUGAGAAAUACGAUCCUUAUAAUCAGCACACUUUAAAUCUAGAAGUGCCAAAGUAUUGCAAAAAUCACGUCGAAGAUUUUCAAAGGAAAGAGUGCUUCGAGAAAUGCUCUGAAGAUUACGAUGAGCAUGAAGACGAAAUAAAAAUGGAGAGAAGGAUAAUAUCGGAGAUCAUGCCUGGUUCUUCAUGGGGUGGAUCGAGUAGAAAAAAUACCAAGCAUUAACAAUAUAAUGUUUUUAGAUAAUUCAUUUUUGUAUUUAGCAUUUAAGAAAUAAACUUGGCUUAAAUUGUG